This is a messenger RNA of Penicillium riverlandense, 2745 nucleotides long. RefSeq lists its product as uncharacterized. Bases 1 to 2745 code for a protein of 914 amino acids. Gene Ontology annotation, biological process: nucleoside metabolic process. Gene Ontology annotation, molecular function: catalytic activity. The record is from RefSeq and is a predicted model, not a curated record. NCBI's taxonomy places the organism in Eukaryota, Fungi, Ascomycota, Eurotiomycetes, Eurotiales, Aspergillaceae. The transcript has a single exon.
AUGUCCGAUCCAAAAAACUACACUGUUGGCUGGAUUUGCGCUAUCACCACUGAAUAUGUUGCCGCCCAAGCCUUUCUCGAUGAACAGCAUGAAGGCCCGAAAUACUUGCCGUCUCACAACGAAAACAAGUAUACUCUAGGCAGAAUAGGAAUACACAAUGUGGUUAUUUCCGCUCUACCUUUGGAUUCAUACGGUACCUCCUCAGCAGCGCGAGUCGCCAGAGACAUGUUACAAAGCUUCCCUAAUGUUCGAAUCUGUCUAAUGGUCGGCAUCGGUGGCGGAGCGCCGAGCCCAAAGAAUGACAUUCGACUUGGUGAUAUUGUGGUUAGCCUUCCCCUUAAUGACCAAAGUAGCGUCAUUCAGUACGAUUUCGGUAAAACUAUAGAAGGCCAAAGCUUCUAUCCUACGAGCUUUCAUGAUCAGCCCCCUAUCGUUCUCCGCGCAGCGGUUAACAGGCUUCAGGCCCAGUAUGAGAUAAAGGGUCAUCAACUUAAAGAGUUAGUACGUCACGCUCUUAGGGAACAGCCACGGCUACGGAAGAGAUACAAGCGACCAGAUCGAGAAAGUGACCGACUUUACCAGAGUCAGGUCGUCCAUCCACCUUCACCUGAAGUUGGAUCAAAUUGCACUAGAGAUUGCGGAGAUGAUUCAACUAGCUUAGUCUUGCGAUAUCCACGCUCUGAGGGUGAAGACAACCCGGCGAUUCACUAUGGUUUAAUCGCAUCUGCCAAUCAGCUAAUAAAGGAUGCUCUGAUCCGCGAUAAACUUGCUGCGGAAAUGGGUGUCUUGUGCUUUGAAAUGGAAGCGGCUGGGCUAAUGAAACAUUUCCCAUGCCUUGUGAUCCGCGGUAUCUGCGACUACUCCGAUUCACACAAGAAUAAAGAAUGGCAAGGGUAUGCGGCAAUCGUCGCAGCAGCAUAUGCUAAGGAUCUUCUAUGCGAAAUUGCUCCUCAACAACUAGAGCGAGAAGAGAGGAUUAUAGAGAUCAUUAGGCCACGUGUCGACCUUAUGGCUCGAACUACAGAUCGACUCGAUCAGAAUUUAGCCUUUGAUAAACUGCCCGAUGAACUGCCCCUUGCAAGUGGAGCCGAGUAUGGCUCAUACCUGGACCAAAAUGAAGCCGAGUGUCUUCCGGGUACGAGAACCGAGCUCCUUCAACAGAUAGAAGAAUGGGUUUCCUCACCAGGCGGAAAGUGCCUAUUUUGGUUAAAUGGGAUGGCUGGAACAGGGAAAUCCACAAUAUCUCGGACUGUGGCAAAGUUGCUCAAGGAAACCAAUCAACUAGGAGCAAGCUUUUUCUUCAAAGGGGGUGAAGGUGAUCGAGGGAAUGCCACAAAACUGUUCCCGACACUCGUAAGGCAACUAGUGCUCAAGUGCCCUGGGCUGAUUACUGGCGUCCGGAAGACGCUCAGUGACGAUCCUGACGUUGCCUCAAAAUCGCUUAGCGAGCAGUUUGACAAAUUACUCCUUCAACCGCUUCUCAAUCUUGACCAAUUCAGCCAGCAACCUCAAAUCGCUGUGAUUGUGAUUGACGCUUUGGAUGAAUGCAAACAUGAUGAAGAUGUACUAAACAUAAUCCGGCUACUGCCUUUGUUACAGAAGGCACGCGUUGUUCGGCUACGAGUAUUCUUGACAAGCAGACCUGAGCUGCCAAUUCGCCUCGGAUUUCAGAACAUCGCGAAUAAUGAUUAUCAGGGCCUAACUUUCCAUGAGAUCUCCAAGAAAGCGAUGGAAAAUGAUAUAUCUUUAUUCCUAAAGGACCGAUUUGCGAAGAUCCGACUCGAGAGACAUAUUUCUCGGGACUGGCCUGGAAACAAUGUUAUUCACUCAAUUAUAACAUUCUCGGUUCCGUCAUUCAUUUGCGCCGUUCUUGUGUGCCGUUUCCUCGAGAAUCCUCAUAUUGACCCCGUGGAUAGCCUUACCAAGAUCCUUCCACAGCUCACUGAGGAGUCUAAGCAGCGUGGAACGUAUAGUCAGAUUUUAAAUCGACUACUCAACAAACGCAUUGAGUGUGAAAGGCAGGAGAGUGGAGACUGCGAGACUGAAUAUGAUAACGAGAACUCAGCGUACAACCCAAGUGACAUCGAAAGCAUCUUCUCUACAGAAUCGUUUCAGUCUUCUCAAUCAUCCCAGGGCGAAAUCACCUCCAUCGCUAUAUCUGAGCUAACCAAUUUACUUCUGAAUGACGACGAGUUGAAGCUUCUAUAUCCAAUAGCCAUCUCGAAAGUUGGCCCUGAUAGAUUUCAAAGAAACUUUGCCCGGAUCCUAAGAAAUUAUGGGCGACGCUUAAAUGGCGAAGCAUCAAAUGAAAUUCAACGUCAAGCGGCACAAUUUGUUCGGCUGUCUGCGCGGCAGACAUCAGCUCAACUUCGCAUAGCGCUCAUGCAAGGUAGCAGCGGACUUCUUAUAGGAAAGAAACUGGUAUCGAAGUCGGCUCAAGUCAACGCGUGGAUAGCGUCACAAACGGGGGGUCGUCCGUAUUCGAAUGCGGAUGCCAACGAGUCGUCAACGGACAGCGAUUCGACUAGUUCAGGAAACGGUCAUGAAAGCUCUCUUGGGACCCUUGAAGAGGUGAAAGUGUUUAUGGUAUCAACAAAAGCAUUUCCCGGGCUGCGCCAAGAAUUCCGGGAAUGGCUAGAAGUCAAACGGAAGGAUAGCCGCAAGGGUUUGAAUGAGAAGAUUGAGGAGCCUCUUGCAGUCCACAAAAUCGACAGUACCUCAAACCUGAACAUCGCACAAGGUUAG